This is a messenger RNA of Caenorhabditis auriculariae, 688 nucleotides long. The record is from the annotation of a GenBank genome assembly. Lineage: Eukaryota; Metazoa; Nematoda; Chromadorea; Rhabditida; Rhabditidae.
AUGGGAAAUGAGCAUCUAACUGAGCCGGUAAAUGGUUGAUUCACUUCUAUAUAAGCCUUACAGAAGCAAGAAUAAAUAGAAAAGAAAGGAAUUUUUCACAGAAACACCCCGAGGCGCCGAUUCCGGGCCUUUGUUGUGGACAAGGAUGCGCCAACUGCAUCUAUAUCACCUAUGCCCAUGAGCUUAUCGAAUAUUAUCGUGAGUUUUGAUUGGCAUUCGUUUUUUUCUAUUUAAAAUUCAUAAGAGGCUGUAAUUUUCAACUUUUGAACCUCAUUAUUUCGUUGAGAAAAAAGAAAAUCCUGCUCCAAGAUUCUCCAAUGCUAUAAGAAUACGAAAAAAUCAGGAAAAGAGCAGAAUUAUAUUGAUUCUGACCUGCGUAAUUCAACAAAGUUAAUUUUCCAGACAACUUAGAAAAAAAUUUUUAAAAAAAAGCUUUCCUUACAUUUUCCAUUUCUCUUGCGAAUACACCAAUUUUUGCCCUUUUUCGCUGCACUUUUCAAAAUUACAUAUCCACAGGUUGAAAAAAGAAACCAAAGCCAUCCUUUCAGAGAAGAAGCAUUCAGAUGGCGGCCAUCGGGAGAAAAUCCUGAAAGAAAUUGAAUCCCAAGUCGAGGACGCCAACGUCCGAUUAUUCGUCAUUUCUGAGGUGAAAGCGACGUGGCGCGAAAUGGAUCGAAGGAAAUCAUAA